Molecule: messenger RNA, 354 nt
Organism: Gossypium raimondii (Peruvian cotton)
Lineage: Eukaryota; Viridiplantae; Streptophyta; Magnoliopsida; Malvales; Malvaceae
Product: RING-H2 finger protein ATL43-like
Exons: 1
Coding region: 1-354 (117 amino acids)
Biological process (GO): protein ubiquitination
Source: RefSeq, a predicted model, not a curated record
AUGGCUUCCCUCGUUGCCAGCAGCCUCUGUGUUUACCAAAAAGUGUCGAAACGGUGGUUUGUAGGUAGCGGAAGCGGCCAUGAAGUUGAAUGCGUGGUUUGCCUCAGCAAGGUCUGCAAAGGGGAAAAGCUCCGGUCGUUACCAAUAUGCCACCAUAGUUUUCAUCUUGACUGCAUCGGUUCAUGGCUCAGAGUUCGUCCCACUUGCCCUCUUUGCAGGAUUAGCGUAGCGCCUGAAAGGAAUUUUCUCAUUGCUUCCUUGCUUUCUUUGGCUAAAAGACUCGGAAAAUGGGUCGAGAAUCCACUUUAUUUGGAGCUUAGAACGGCAGUUUGUGAGAGUUUUGGCUAUAUUUGA